ACCGUCAUUCAAUUUCCGCACUUCUUCAUCUCUCUUUCAAAUUUUCGUUCUUGGUUCUUACCUGUUCACUUCUCUGAGCUUGAACAUCCUCACACCACACCACCUCCAAACUCCAACAUGAGUGAGAGAAAGGGCAUCGACGGGCGCGAAGUCCCCGGAGCAGAACUGAUGCCAACCGCCAACGGCAAUUACGGGAAGCGCAAGAAGAAGCGAGGCAGGAGGGGUCGUCGAGGGGCCAACAAUGAAGAGGGAGCAGUUCAGAACGGAGACGCUGAGGUGAACGGCCACGAUGAUGGAGAAGUCAACGACGAUGAAGAUCUAGCGGAAGAUGUCAAGCCUGGCGGUGUCGAUCUGCUCACUUCCGAGACGGCCAAACUCACGCUCAACGGUCUCGAGCACGCAUCUGAAGCGCCGUCCUCUCCUUCACUGCCGGUCUCAGUCCCAGCCGAAGCUGCAACGACCCUCACAACAAACGGCGCAGCGAGCACCUCAAGCGACCACGAAUAUGGCUGGGCCGACAACACCGACACAGCAGCAGCACCCAAACCCUCGACCUCAACCUCACAAUACCGCAGCGCAACCGAAUGGGGCCCCGACCCCUCCACCUCCGACUCAAUCGUAGGCGACAUCUACCUCCGCACCGCCCCCGACGGAACCCAAACCCCCAACCUACACAUCUGCACCAAACACCAAAACGUGGCCAACUGGUUCUACGCCCAAACCACCCAGCCCUAUCGCAACCUCAGCGCGCAAACCCGGCAGCUCGCAAUCCACCACCUAACGAUGCAACGCUACCCCGAACUCACCCUUCCCGGAGCAGUAGUCGACGACAACAAAAUCCACAAGCAAGAAGACUGGCCUCGCACGCUGCGCCUCCUCGUCUGGCGCGCCGUCAUCCGCGCAAACUUCUUCUGGGUGAAUCCCGCCACGAACCGCGCCGCGAAGCCCAAACCCAUCGUGCGCCCCACCGGCGCCUACGAAAACCACUUCGAAGCCUUCGUCGAGUGCGCUGCGGACCGCCUCGAUCGCAUCCGCCGCGAUAUCCCUGAUGCAGAAUAUGUGGCGGGCGUGGAGACCGAGGUGCGGAAUUUUUUGCGCAAGGUGCAGGGGAUGGAGGGGGGGAGGUUGUUGGCGCAUUUGGCGUUUUUGCUGCUGUUUGAGGAGGAGCAGAGGAAGGGGGCGUUGACGGCGGGGGAUAUGCAGGAGAGGAUUCGACGGGCGUUUGGGGUGGGGUUUUUGGAGGGGGAGGAGGGGGUGGUGUUUAUGAAGGGGGAACGCGGGCCGAUUAAGAGGGAUGGGAGCGUGAGUACUGUUGUGGCGGCGGAUGCGAUUUGGCGGGAGGCGAUGGCGGCGCAGUUGUGAGUUUCAGACGAGCUUCGAGUGAUUACGAGGGUGGUGGUCGACAGAUCAACGCGGUGGAUAGGAUGAGAAUGCUAGAUGAAGUGCUUUUUGACUUGUGCUGAUCGCACAAUCUUCUAUUCAAUUCUCGCGCGCAU
Neohortaea acidophila is the source of this 1496-nucleotide messenger RNA. RefSeq lists its product as uncharacterized. The transcript has a single exon. The record is from RefSeq and is a predicted model, not a curated record. Bases 118 to 1362 code for a protein of 414 amino acids. Lineage: Eukaryota; Fungi; Ascomycota; Dothideomycetes; Mycosphaerellales; Teratosphaeriaceae.